UACAGCGUUCCUGUUGCAGCUGUACGCACAAGGAUCCAAUAUUGUACAAACAAGAAACGAAACCACUCAAACCAGCGAGUGAAGAGGCCAGAUUACAAAGUGGCAUACGUUCAACUGGCUCAGCAGCAAACCUUCCAGUUCCCAGAUAUCUUUCCUGAGAAGGAUAAGAAGCACGAGGAGGGCUCUGUUGAGGAGAUGCAGGAGACGUUCAUGGAGGAUGAGCGUCAGAGGCAGAAAUCAGAUCCCAGAAGAGGAGGAGUUACUGAAUGGUUUGGCCUCUAGACAGACAAGUGUUGAAUGAAGAAUGACUUCAGAGAGGCAACAGCUGAAUGAAGAAUGUGGUGUAUUGUAGAUUAUGUAUUUGCGCAGGAAGAGCCAUUUACAGUGAUCUGACCAGCAUCCAUAGAGGGCCAUUUGCAGUGAUCUGAUCUGACUCGAUGGUUAGACAGAUUGCCUGAGAGAAGGAUUGGAAAUCCAUUACUCUAUUAGAAUCAUGGGCUCUGUCAAAGAACGCUGAUGUCUACAUGGCAUAUGAUCAAUCCUGACCAUCUGCCAUGUCAUAUACGUCUUUCAGGUUAUGUUCUCCUCCCACAGGUCUCAGAAACUUGCUCAAGCAAAGGUCUUCCUUGCGAAGUUCUUGAGCAUACAUGUUUCCUUUCCUUUAAAGUUCCUCCAAAUUUUUUUCCUUUUGCCCUCGCUGAUCUUCAAGUUCAUGAACUACUUGCGGUAAAAUGGUCAAUCUCAUAAAGUGACUCUCCAGUUCUUCGUGCAAAAUCAUACUCUUAAUGUUGUUCCUGAAAGCUCUUUUAAAAAAAAAUCUGCAUACUUCAAUUCCAAUAAAACAGUACAGCAUGA
This is a messenger RNA of Sinocyclocheilus rhinocerous, 855 nucleotides long. Its product is annotated as 39S ribosomal protein L23, mitochondrial-like. The transcript has 3 exons. Gene Ontology annotation, cellular component: ribosome; mitochondrial large ribosomal subunit. The record is from RefSeq and is a predicted model, not a curated record. NCBI's taxonomy places the organism in Eukaryota, Metazoa, Chordata, Actinopteri, Cypriniformes, Cyprinidae. The annotation marks the transcript as partial. Gene Ontology annotation, molecular function: structural constituent of ribosome. Gene Ontology annotation, biological process: mitochondrial translation.